CUGAGCGAAUAGAUUUAGGAUCUUGAGCUCCAAGUAAAGCGUCCAGAGGAGGGAGGGGGAGCACCCGGAGAUACAAGAGGGGAGAACUGGCUUGUUGGUUCGAUCAGCAGGCUGCGCGCAUCGACUCGGCUCCCCUCCCGGUUCUUCCCCCGAUUCACACCCUCUUCAGCUCUAGGAGAGCUUGAGCGGGCAUCGCUCUGCACUGCAUGACAGCUCCAGGCUCUGAAGACGACGUAGCAGCCGGGAGUGGGAAGCCAAGCCCAGCUGAAGAAGAUCUGAGGAAGGCUACGAGCCGGGAAUCGGCGGGGGUGGGAGCCCGGAAGGCACCUUGCCCUGCCUGAUUCCCAGGGCGGCUACCGCCGCCUAUCCUCCGAUUCCCUCUCGCUCCUGUUAUAACCCCACCCCUGACCUUAUUCUCUGGCUGCCCAAUACGGAGCAUAAAGACAGAAGCCCAGAGAGAAAAUAGCGUCGGGUCAAGGAGAAAUACCUGCGCAUCACUUAGACUGCAAUUGAUGGGAAAUACGCAUUUCUUUCUCUAGGGAAGCCCGUUUUUCCCCCCUUUAUCUUUAAAAAGAACCCGGUCGAAAACAGGAAGGGGGAGAAAAAGAGGGGUUCUGCUCCAAAAGAAAAGAGAGGGAAGGGGCCACGAAAGGAAUCGGAAAGAAUUUAACGGAGCGUUUCCCUCCCUUUGUUGAAUGAGAAGAACGGCGCCGGAUCACCAUGAGCACCAGCACAGUUCCUUUUCAACAAAACCCAUACAACUCUGGGGGUCGUCCCACCAUAAUUCAAUGCUAUCGCUGUGGAGAUACGUGUAAAGGCGAGGUGGUGCGUGUCCAGAGCAAUCACUUCCACAUCAGAUGUUUCACAUGCCAGGUGUGUGGCUGUGACCUAGCUCAGUCUGGCUUCUUCUUUAAAAAUGGGGAAUACAUCUGCACCCAUGACUACCAGCAGCUCUAUGGCACCCGCUGUGACAGCUGCCAAGACUUCAUCACUGGAGAGGUUAUCUCAGCCUUGGGCCGGACUUACCAUCCCAAGUGCUUUGUGUGCAGCAUGUGCAGGAAGCCGUUUCCUAUUGGAGAUAAAGUAACGUUCAGUGGCAAGGACUGUGUUUGCCAGACUUGUUCCCAUUCACUGAUUAGCAACAAACCUAUCAAGAUUCAUGGACCAAGCCAAUGUGCAGGUUGCAAAGAGGAGAUCAAGCAAGGUCAGUCCCUCCUGGCCUUAGAAAAACAGUGGCAUGUCAGCUGCUUCAAGUGCCAAACCUGUGGAAUCAUCCUGACCGGAGAAUACAUUAGCAAGGAUGGUGUUCCAUAUUGCGAAUCAGACUAUCAUGCCCAAUUUGGUAUUAAGUGUGAGACCUGCAACCGGUAUAUCAGCGGCAGAGUCUUAGAGGCAGGAGGAAAGCAUUAUCAUCCCACUUGUGCCAGAUGUGUACGAUGUCACCAGAUGUUCACAGAAGGGGAAGAGAUGUACCUCACAGGUUCAGAAGUAUGGCAUCCUAUCUGCAAACAAGCAGCAAGAGCAGAAAAGAAGUUAAAGCACAGAAGAACUUCAGAAACAUCCAUAUCCCCUCCUGGCUCCAGCAUUGGUUCCCCCAACCGAGUCAUUUGUGCUAAAGUGGAUAAUGAAAUCCUUAAUUACAAAGAUUUGGCAGCUCUUCCCAAGAUUAAAGCCAUCUACGAGGUGCAACGUCCUGACCUCAUUUCCUAUGAGCCCUAUCACAGAUAUACUUCGGAUGAAACACUGGAGAGAUAUAGCUAUGGGGAGUCUCUUGGAACCUUGUCUCCAUAUUCUCAGGAUAUUUAUGAGAGCAUGGACAUCAGGCAGAGGCGAGCAUCCAGCCCAGGCUACAUUGACUCACCCACCUACAGCCGCCAAGGCAUGUCUCCCACCAUCCCACGCUCUCCGCAUCAUUAUUACCGCUCAGGAACAGAGAGUGGGCGCAGCUCCCCCUACUAUAGCCAGUUAGAUGUGAGGUCUUCUACACCAACCUCAUACCAAGCUCCUAAGCAUUUUCACAUUCCAGCUGCUGCAGAGAGUAACAUCUACCGGAAACCACCCAUCUAUAAAAGACACGAUUCCCACUCUGCAGCUACAAAAAGCAAAACUAGUGAGGACAUCGCCCAGACCUCCAAAUAUAGUCCAGCUUAUUCUCCAGACCCAUACUAUCACUCAGAAACAGAGUACUGGACUUUUCAAGGUUCACCCAAAGCUCCCCGAGUUCGAAGAUUCUCAUCAGGAGGAGAAGAUGAUAGCUUUGAUCGAGGGAUGCACAGAAUCCAGACAGGAAUUGGCCGACUGAUACUGAAGGAAGAAAUGAAGGCCCGCGCUAAUUCAUAUAUGGACCCUUGGACGCCUCCCCGCAGCUCAGCGAGCAGCAGAGAAGCUCUUCAUACAGCAGGCUACGAGAGCUCCUUAAAUGGCUCACCCCGGACACACUACCUGGCAGACAGUGAUCCCCUCAUUUCAAAAUCUGCCUCUCUUCCUGCUUACAGAAGGAAUGGGAUGCAUAGGCCUCCCAGCGCUGAACUCUUCCACUACGACAGCACAAAUGCCGUCAACUGGGGGAUGCGAGAAUACAAGAUAUACCCUUAUGAGUUGCUUUUGGUGACAACCAGGGGGAGAAAUCGCUUGCCCAAAGAUGUGGAUAGAACUCGACUAGAGCGCCAUCUGUCCCCCGAGGAAUUUUACCAGGUGUUUGGCAUGACUAUUGCUGAAUUCGACCGCCUGGCUUUGUGGAAAAGGAAUGAGUUGAAGAAGCAGGCGCGGCUAUUUUGAAAACAGUAUAUGUAAAAACUAUAUAAAGAUCACUAUAUCGAAACUCUGUAUAAUACAGAGCUAUACAAUAGGGUCUCUGGCUGUUCUCUCUGGAAGCCUGUAGAGUGAAUCGAAGUCUCACAGAUAUUUUUAUGCUCUUUGUUUCUUUUAUUCUUUUUUUUUUAAAGAGUAAUUGUUAUUUGGGAAAUUUUUCAAGUAUAGGGAGGAUAUGGGAACUUGUUUUUAUACUGAACUGUUUCUUUUUCUUACAUGAAUGUUGAGAACCUUGGGCAUUAUUGUACCUCACCCAUGAGCCUCUUAAAAGCAAGUCUGGAGAGGUAGGAAGGAUGAUGGAACUGGAGGCUUUCUUUGCAUAGAGCCAACCAUCUUUAUGACCCCCAGAUGGCUUCAGAAUAUCAGAAGUAUGCUGCUCAAUCAGGCCAAGGAUUUAUCUCAACCCUCAAGAUUGGCAUCGAAGGACACAAAUAAAGCCAAAAUCUAUCUAACCAGCAUUAUUUUUUCUUGUAGCAGCCAUCUAGAUAACUCUUGGAAAUUAAAAAGAUGGGCUCUAAGGUGAUGCGCAUCCCUAUGCUUUAUGUUCCUCCCUGCAGCAUCCAGUAAUCAAGCUGACUGCCUGUAUAUGGAGGCUUUAUAUAGCUAUUAUUGAAAGUAGCCAUUUUCAAAAGCAUUUUCCAUGAAUAAAUAUUAGCUUCCAAAAAUUCUUUUUCUCCUAGUCACAGUGGCAUGCAGCUGUCUUCCAUUCCUCCUCAAUGAUCAGUGGAAAACAGUGCAUUGGGACACUUACUAAAAUCCAUUCUUGCUUUACUAGGUACUCUUGCAUUCAUGGAAUAGGAAGCUAGGUUUCUUGGAACAAAGAAUUAUAUGCUCACUUAAAUACUUACUUUGGGUACUUUAGCACAAUUUUGGAUAUCAUUUACAUUUGCACAAGUCUAUGCACAGCCUUCCCCAGCCUAGCGGUCUCCAGCCAUGUUGGCCUAAGACUUGGAGUCUUACUCAACUAGAAUUGAUAGAACUCAUAGCCCAAAAUUAUAGGGCACCAAGUUCGGAAAGGUUAGUUCAGAACAACCCGUGAUAUACACCCAAUUAAAAAUGAUCCUCCUUUCCAUCAUUUCAGCUUCCUCCUCCAUUGCAAGUCACUGGAAGGUCUGGAGAGCAGUCAUUUAAAAAAAGCAUUGCCAUGAAAGAGCUUAACCUUACAAACUUGAGGUCAAACUUAAAAAAAGAAAAAGAAAAAUCACAGGAAAUAGCUGACACCGCUGCCCAAUUCUUAAAGAAAAAAGUUAUAUACACUAAUCAGUUGAAUAAGGCAUAAUAGCACUAAGCUAUUAACCAUGGUUUAGAAAUCACAAUGGCUCAAUUCACACAAUAUGCUAAGCUAAAAUCCCAUAAGCUAUAUUAAGGGUUAGCAUGAUAUGUGAACCUCGUCACUGUUGUUCUUUAAAUAAACCUUGGCUGUAGUUGCUAAAAAAAAAGAUGAAGCUUUACCCAGGCAGAUGCGAUGUUCAAAGCAUUACAUCUGAACUUUUGUGUGAGUAUUAUAUACAGUAUGUUUUCCAAAAGCAGUGGUCAUACUAAGGAAUCAUACUCCAAACUUUCAAACAUGUAUAAAAACUGUUGGACUAUAGGAAAAAAAAGUUUGGAGAAGCCUUGGCACUUGAAAUGUCUCGUUCAUCUUUAAUUUAACUAAUUUUAUUGGAUAUGUCUGGCCUUUCAUGGUCACUAGCAACAUUUCUGAUAUUGUGUCAAAUCAGUAUGAUCAGCUUCUGAAUGAAGAAAUGUACAUGGAAUAUUCUGAUUUGGGAAAUUGUACGUUUGUUCUUUCUUAAAAGAAAAAGAUAUUUCUUACCUAAUACACUGUUUGAACAAAAUAA
Messenger RNA from Candoia aspera, 4649 nucleotides. It is a transcript of the gene ABLIM3, whose product is annotated as actin binding LIM protein family member 3. The coding region runs from base 721 to 2778 and encodes 685 amino acids. Gene Ontology annotation, cellular component: stress fiber; actin cytoskeleton. NCBI's taxonomy places the organism in Eukaryota, Metazoa, Chordata, Lepidosauria, Squamata, Candoiidae. Gene Ontology annotation, molecular function: actin filament binding. The transcript is spliced from 23 exons. Gene Ontology annotation, biological process: lamellipodium assembly; cytoskeleton organization; cilium assembly. The record is from RefSeq and is a predicted model, not a curated record.